UAAACAUGCAUUUGGAGCCACCCUAUUCAAGCGAAGUAGCAUUGUCAUUCUCUGAUAGUAACCAAACUGAAAUAUUUUCAAAUUUAUUCGAUUCUGACUACAAUUUAUCAGAGUGGUACAAUUUGACGGAAGUGGACAAGUUAUCUGAGUUUCCUUUCCACCUGAACGAAAACGAUUCCACUGCAAACGAUGAAUCACUUCCCAGUGAUCUAGCCGAAAUUCCUUUCGCAACUUUACUCUCACCCUCUGCAGACAUAGAUUUUUCAACAGAUGAAUCAUCUCCACUUAUACUAGAUGGAGAAAGUGAUGAUGAAGAAGAAUUUCUGGAUUCACUGAUUGAGUCCUGCUCACCUGCCGAAUCGAGUGUUAGUUUCGAUGGAGAACAUUCCUCGUGGCCUACCUGUGCCAAAACAUCUUCGUAUCCGUAUUCACCAUCAGAGAGUUAUAAUAAACCUGCUAUUUGGUCACAUCUAUCACAAGACUUUUCGAACGCAGUUCGAACUGAAGAUUUUAAUUUUAAUAAAUUUCAAAUUUCAAACUUUGCAACAGACAAGCAGAACCAGUUUGUUGAGAGGAUGAAGUUCGGUGGGCUGGAUGCAAAGAAAGAGUUUGAUAACACGAGCUGUUGCAGAAAUGGAACCGAUAACAUAAACUCCAGCAGCAAAAACGUCAUUCAAAAUGGAAUUGUUAGUUCUUCAUCCGAUCCAUCCGUUGCAACAAAUAUAAAUGUCAGGAAGAGACUGGCUGACAUGAUUGGAGCAGCUAAGCUUGGAAACAACGGCUAUUACCAAAAUCGUCAGCAAGCCAAUAACUGGGAAACUAAAUCAUCAAACUUAAAUGCUUCGGAACAUUUUUCUUUUAAUUUAAAUCAAAAUCACGUGACAUCAACAGACUUUUAUCGAAAUGCAAAUUUUGGAAAGAACAGGACCAUUCUAAAAUGCGUUGAAUCUUCGAGUAAAGAAAAAGACUUUAAAUCCAAUCCUUCCAAAGCCCAAACUCAUGCGCAAGUUUCUUUUACGUGUUAUUGGAUAGAUUGCAAUGCGAAGUUUCCAAGUCAAAGUUCCUUGGUGAGACAUAUUGAGAAGUUUCACGUUGACCAGUGCAAGAGAGAAGAUUUUAGCUGUCUUUGGAUUGGUUGUCCACGAAAACUGAAACCAUUUAAUGCCCGAUACAAACUUCUUAUCCAUAUGAGAGUGCAUUCAGGUGAAAAACCGAAUAAAUGUAUGUUCAUUGGCUGUGAUAAAGCAUUUUCUAGAUUGGAGAACUUGAAGAUUCACUUUAGGUCCCACACAGGCGAAAGACCUUACCAAUGCCAGUAUGUGGGAUGCCCGAAGGCUUUCAGUAAUUCUUCGGAUCGUGCCAAGCAUCAAAGAACGCAUCAAGAUUCUAAACCCUAUUAUUGUCAAGAGCCAGGAUGCUCAAAAAGGUAUACGGAUCCAAGUUCUUUAAGAAAACAUGUUAAAAACCACAUACUAAAGAUGGAGCAGAUAAACAAAAGGGUA
Messenger RNA from Parasteatoda tepidariorum (common house spider), 1502 nucleotides. RefSeq lists its product as uncharacterized. Gene Ontology annotation, biological process: regulation of transcription by RNA polymerase II. Gene Ontology annotation, molecular function: RNA polymerase II cis-regulatory region sequence-specific DNA binding; DNA-binding transcription factor activity, RNA polymerase II-specific. The record is from RefSeq and is a predicted model, not a curated record. NCBI's taxonomy places the organism in Eukaryota, Metazoa, Arthropoda, Arachnida, Araneae, Theridiidae. Gene Ontology annotation, cellular component: nucleus.